Molecule: messenger RNA, 1771 nt
Organism: Didymodactylos carnosus
Lineage: Eukaryota; Metazoa; Rotifera; Eurotatoria; Philodinida; Philodinidae
Source: the annotation of a GenBank genome assembly
AGUUCCUAAUUUUAUUAUACUUCAUAAUGUUCCUAUAGUUCUUAAUGGUAAUAUACUUCUCAUAGUUUCUAAUAUUCCUGUAGUUCAUAAUGGCAAUACACGUCCUGUAGCUCGUAAUGGUAAUUUACUUCAUAAUGUUUCUAUUGUUCCUGAUAUCCCUAUAGUUCAUAAUGGUAAUAUACUUCAUAAUGUUCCCAUAGUUCGUAAUGUUCCUGUAGUUCCUAAUGGUAAUAUACUUCCUAUGGUUUCUAAUAUUCCUACAGGUCUUAUCGUUUUUGUCCUUCGUUUAUGGAACUAAUUUUUCCAUAAGUUGUGACCGCAAAAUGUCAUUUGACAUCACUCACGCCACCGUUAUUUCUGCUUCUUAUAACUGUGUGGUGUGGUAUAUGUGUACAUUCUGUUUUUGAAGAGUGCCAAAUAUAUUUUCCAUCUUCUCUGUGUGCUCGUUACUCCGUCUGUGAAUAACAAACGUUCAUCUCCGGUUCGAAUUGAUAAAAUCCAUCAGAAUAUUGUGUUUUGCAUCAGCAGCGUAAAACUUAUAACGCAGUGUGAAGUAAAGAGGAGAAUUAUUAAUUCAAAAGUAUAUAGUCACAUUCUGUUGUAAUAUAAAUCUUGGAAGAUGUCUUUGAAUAAUAGCAGUAGCAACAAUAGUUCAAAUAAUAAUCCUGGCGAUGGUGAUCAACCGUACAUGUCCGAUCUUGAUUUGUGGUAUUUAUCCGUUGGUUCUAAUUUAUUUCUUUAUGGAUAUCUAGCUAUUUAUCUCAUCGGUUUUACCGGUCACAUUUUUCAAAUUCUCAUAUUUAUUCGAAAAACAAUGCGAACAGUGUCUACUGGUGUCUGUUUUCUACUUUUAUCCAUUUCCGAUAUGACUUACCUCAUGUUUUCGAUUUAUCUUUUUGUCAAUUAUGGUCUAGGAAUACCGGAUACAUCGCCGUAUGCGGCUACAUGUCGACUACGACAUUUUGGCACUCAGGUUACACAAAACUUUUCUGCUUGGCUACUAAUGACAAUAUCAGUCGAUCGCUUAAUCCGCUCAUUGUUUGCUAUUCGAGCUCAAAUCAUUUGUACACCAAAAAAUGCAUGGGUAGCAUCUGGUAUUUUAUUCACUCUUUCAGUAUUACUCAACUGCCAUUUACUAACACCUAUGUUCGGUCAAAUAUCACCAGGCAACACGUUAUACUGUGGCGCUAAUUUAAAUUAUCCAUCGUAUGUUACUUUCUACAACGAAUAUUGGGCAACAAUCACUGUCAUCACCACUACCUUUCUACCGUCUGCAGUCAUGAUUCUGUCAAUUAUUGGCAUUGCAUUAGGCAUUCGUUCACGACAACAUCGCAUUCAGCCAGUUGUCGGUAGUACACGUCAAGAAAAACAUCAAGCGAAAAAAUUUAGUUUUGUUCAAAAACAAAUGUUUAUAUUGAUGGCUGCUAGUGUAGCCAUUUUCAUAUUCACUACUCUGCCCAUUUCCCUCUAUGAAGCAAUUGUGCCAACACUGACAACGUCCAGUUCAUUUGGUCUCGUUAUUCUUCUAACGGCUGUCUUUGAUCUUAUCACAAAAAUAAAUUAUUCAACAACCUUUUACUUACAUUCACUCACAAGCAAGUUGUUUCGGGAAGAGUUUCUCAAAGUUAUUCAUUGUUUCACGAGACGUGUGCAACUGAAAACAACCGGUGGUGGAGGACAUACGGUCACUGGUUUAAUGUCAAAACCUGAAAAGACAAACACACGUGCGAAUACAUUUGAGUUUCAAAGAAGCCAUGCAAUCGGCAAUUAA